This is a messenger RNA of Odontomachus brunneus, 5663 nucleotides long. It is a transcript of the gene timeout, whose product is annotated as protein timeless homolog. Bases 438 to 4391 code for a protein of 1317 amino acids. The record is from RefSeq and is a predicted model, not a curated record. Gene Ontology annotation, cellular component: replication fork protection complex. Gene Ontology annotation, biological process: DNA replication checkpoint signaling; DNA repair; replication fork arrest. Lineage: Eukaryota; Metazoa; Arthropoda; Insecta; Hymenoptera; Formicidae. The transcript is spliced from 28 exons. Gene Ontology annotation, molecular function: DNA binding.
CAAAACAUCAAGCAAGUUCGUUUCCCGCGUUUUCUUGUUACCUGUUGCAUAUGACAGUGUGGAUGCGCGCAAUUGUUUCGUCUCAAUUGUAAGAAACGAGAAAGUGAUCGAUAACAAAUUAACGUGAUUUAGUAUGUGUUGCACGCUUGACGUAUUUCUUUAAAGUCGAAGUUUCAUUUUACGUGUGCGUGUUUUGCUUCGUACGUGACAUAACCUAGAAUACCGCGUCCCGCCAGUGUCUUCCUAUGUUCAGUGUGAAAUCGACGAUGAUUCGUAAAACUCAGUAAAAUUUAUUACGACAUUGUCAUCGUCAAGCUGGCACGUUCGCAAGUUGCUGAACUGUGUGCACUAUUAUUCACCGUGAUAGUUGUGUAUGUAAAUAUCAUUACUAGUUUAGCAAGUGUACAUUAAGAUCUCACAGUGUAAAUUACUCAAGUAUGGAAGGUUAUCUUUCUGCUGAACUCACAGCCACUUGUGCUGUGCUUGGAUAUUACAAUGGCAGUACCUACCACUUAGACAAGUAUUGCUUAGAUGUUAUAAAAGAUCUGAUCCGAUAUCUUAAGAGAGAUGACGAUACUCACACUAUUAGGCGCUUUCUUGGUCAAACAAAAUUACUUCAAACUGAUCUUGUAAAGAUUCUUAUACAUCAUGUUAGUAACAUUGAACUUUGGGAUGUGUUAUUAAGAUUACUUAUUAAUCUAACAAGCCCUGCGUUUGUAAUCUACAAUGAACAGGUACCAACUGAGAAAACAAUGCGUAAUUUCUAUCAACAAAUUAUAUCAUACUUACAUGAAUAUAAAGCAGCGUUAACUGAUGAUAGCGUAUGGUUGGCAGUAGCUGGUCGUUUAGGAAAUCUACUUAGUAUUGAUACUACAGAAAGAGAUGAGGAGAAUGAGAUGACAAUUGAGAGGAUACUUCUUUUUAUUAAAAAUGUAUUACAAGUGCCAGCAAAUGAUAAUGAUAAGAGAACUGGUAACGAUGCUACUGUUCAUGAUGAGAUAUUGUUUGCAUAUCACACUUCAGGUAUUGUGGAUAUAUUGUUGUUUAUUGUCAGCAACAAAAAAGAACAGCAAUAUCACAUGCAGAUUUUAGAGAUUGUAUCUCUGAUGCUGCGUGAACAAAAUGCAAGUCAGUUAGCUGUAUCUGGGUUACAACGUAACACUGCUGAAAAAGAGAAAGAUGAAGCUAAUCUUGUAGCUCUACGACAAAAAGAGCUGCAGGAGAAGGUGAACAAGGUGAAAAAAUAUAUCGGAUCUAGACACUCACGAUUUGGCGGUACUUAUGUUGUGCAAAAUAUGAAAUCCAUCGGAGAAAAUCAAAUGAUAUGUCACAAACCAUAUCAGAAGAUUGAAGCUUUGGAAUUCAGUCACAAUAAGAAGAGACUAAAGCGACGCAAAGACAAAUUAGGCUUGCAAAAUACUAAAGAAGAACGUACGUCUGCCCUUAGCGUGCAACUCUUCCUCAAAGAGUUUUGCGUAGAGUUUUUAAGUGGAGCUUACAAUCCCGUGAUGAAAUUCGGCAGAUCUUGCAUCAUAAAUGGCAUUCAUGGUGAAGUAUCUGAAACGGUUUCUUAUUUGUGGGCCUUGCGUUUCUUCAUGGAGUUCAAUCGCCAUUACAAGUUCCAAGUAAAAUAUGUGAGUGAAACUAUAUCUACGGAAAUAUUUCAUUUAGUACAAAGACAAAUGGAUCAAUAUUAUGAGAUGAUUCUUACUGACAAGAAAAGAAUACCGGUUUGGUCUCAUAGAUUGCAUAUAGCAUUGAAAGCGUAUCAGGAACUUCUUAACACUUUAAUGGCGAUGGAUAAGAGUACAGAUCACAGUGUUAGAGAGUCCAGCAAAAUAAUUAAAAGCAACAUUUUUUAUGUCCCGGAAUAUCGCGAAACGAUAUUCAGUCAAUUUUUAUAUUUUGAUGAGAAUAAGAUGUCUCGCUGUUACUUAGUGGAUCUCGUGACUACUGUUCACAUAUUUCUGAAAAUGCUGGAGCAUUUCUGCGAGAAGGACCAACGUCAUUUAGUAAUUCAAAAAGUGAAAUCCAAAAAGCACAAGGCCAAGAAACGAAAAACAGAGCCUGUUCAAAAGGAUACAAUUCCAACUCCUACUUUGGAAGAACGUUGGGACAUGAUUGCUCCCGAACUAACUGCUGUAAUGCGAGGUGACACCAUACCGGAAGUGAUGCCUUUUGAUGCAACCUUAGAAACGGCCAUAGAUGAUCAAAAAGCGGACGCCAUGAAAAAAACUCAGAAAUUAAUGCGGCAGAAAAACUUGGAGCAGGCGGUUGGUCUUCUACGCUCAGCAAGAGAAAUCUGGCCCGAGAAUGAUUGUUUUGGUAAAGUCAACAUGUCUCCCGAGGAAGAGUUUUUGGCGCUGCGCGAGAUCUUCUUUACGGACCUGGGUGUAAUAGAGGAUCAAUCGGACGCUCAAGGAACGACAAACGAAGACAUCGAGAAUCCCGUAAAUCAUGAAGAUGAGAGCGAAGAAGACGAUGAGGAGGAAGAAGGGGAACCUGUUUUCCAGGAGACUGAUUUCAAAUUGGAUGAAUUUAUUCAAAGGUUCGCCAAUGUGAAAGUCGUCAGGGCUUUGACGCUACUGCUGCAACAGUUCGAAAGCAAUACAGUCGAAGUAAAUCACUAUAUGACCAAAAUGCUGCAUCGAAUCGCUUGGACGUGCAAAAUGCCGGCUAUGAUAUUCCAGGCGUCCAUCUUUCGGGUUUUUCAAAGGAUCCUUGAGUCAAAGGACCUUGUACAUAAGGAGCUGCAAAAGUUCGCGGUCUUCAUAAUCCGCCGUUUCGCCGAAGUCGCCCAGAAAAACCGGAAGUCGUACAUGGAGCUGCUCUUCUGGAAGACCAGCCGUGACGCGACAGAAAUCGCGGAUGGCUACAGCGGAGAAACGAGUAACAAGAAAGUUUCACGAGCAGUCUGGACCGAGGCGGAAGAGGAGGAGCUGCGUACCCUCUUCAUGGAGCAUCAGACUAACAAAUACUCCCAGGACUUAAUCGACUGGUUGUUGGAGCAUAUCAUCAACGAGAACAGGACGCGACGUACCGUCAUCAAGAAACUCAAGGAAAUGUGCUUGAUCGUGAAUUCCAAGGGCGUGCGAGCUGAGGUACAAAAGAGGUUGCCUAAGGAGUGGUCUGAAGAAGAAACCGCCCAACUUACCGAACUUUGGACGCAGUUCAAAGAAGACGACGAUCCCGUGGAUUUGAUUUUCACCGGCCUUAGAAUAAAGCGGCCGAAGCCGAAGAUCAAGGAGAAGCUUUUGGAAUUAGGAUUGGCGCAGGAUCGCAAGGAGCUGCGCAAGAAGCGGUCUAGAAAAAGCAACCAGGGUAAAUCGUCGUGGGAAACGCAAGCUGCCAGUAAUUCUGACGGGAACGAAAGUUCAGCCACCGACGAAGACGGAGAAGAAACUCGAAAAUCCUCGAAGCGCGACGGCGGCGCGCCUCGACGGAGCGAGCCGGCGAAAAAGAAGCAACAAAACAGGAGAAAGCUACCGACGGUCGUUUACACAGAUGCACAAUUAUUCGGCCUCUUGAAGGACGUCAUCGAUAGGGACAUGGGGGAGGCGCUGGAAUGGAUCAAGGAAUCCCUGCAAGAUAUCCUGGACGAUCGUGACGAGGAGAGCUCCGAAGGCAUACCCUUGGUGCCGCUGACAGAUCACUCGUCGGCCGCGAUGGAUUCGCCGAGUUUUCAAAAGCUCCUCCGUGCCAUGGGAUUUGUACCACCGGCUGAUGCCCAAGAAUCUUAUUGGCGCGUCCCGGCAAAUAUGCUCGUAACCAUGAUUCAAAAACGUUGCAAACUUAUCGAGGAUGUUUUAGCUGGUGAAUUUGUCGUCGCGGAGACGCCGGCAGAACCGCGCGGUACAGGUGAUUUCGACAGCGACGGAAAGUUGGACGACAGCGAGGACGAUACCGACGUGUUCGAGAAUGUCAAGAAGUUCUUCGCGCCCAAAGAACCAGUACCGUCAACUUCCGGCCAGUCAAAAUCGAUUGUUCGAACGCAAUUGUCUCAAAAAUCCACAAAGUCUCCGACGUUGGAUGAAGAAAGCGAUGCGGAAAUUACGGGAGAAAUCAGUGCAGCGGACGCAAAAAGUAAAGCGAAAAAUCGCGCUAUUGUACUCGAUGAUUCCUCUGAGUCCGAAAUGGAAAUUGAAAGGAACGUUGAUGAUAAAAACGACGAGGUAAGAAGCAUAUCCGAUUCUUCAGACACGGAUAAACCGUUGAAGAAGAAACGGCGAUUACUCGACAGCGACGAGGAGACAGAAUCGCUAAGGAACGAAAAUAUCGAGGUAAACGGCGCUCGUAUAGUAAUCAGCGACGACGACGAAGAAUCAACGUCCAAUAUACGAUCGAAACGACCUAAGUCGUCUCAUGUAAUAAUCAGUGACGAGGAGGAUUAGGCGAUCGCACAUAUUUCUUGUAUAGCAGUUUCAAUUUCUUUCAUACAAACGUUUGGAAUAUAACUUACUCACCGUUUCGUACACUUCUCAAGAGCCACGAAAGACUGCUGAAGCAAAAAGUCAGGCGAAUAAAAACAACAAUGCAUUAUUAAAGAUUAUAUUCUGGGAAUUCUCCACACGAGAUGACAGGAGCCCGUCGUGUUUUGAAGGCUGUUUAUGCGAUUUUUUAUGCAGGGUUUCAUCGUUUUUAUCGUUUUGUUAGCUUCAGUUGAGAAGAUGAGACGUGUCGACAAGCAAACUCCGUUGACAGGUAUCGGCUUUACCUACGGGCAAGACAUACUGGCAAAACCUACAGGUAAACCCGGAGUCGGGAGCGGUUCAAUAGCCGCCUAUGCACUUCGUCAAGGUCCCGCGUGUUCUCCUCGGUCGCGAUACGCCCUUACGGACGACCAGUCGCGCCCGGGGUACACUUCAGGGUGCCAAGAAAAACAGUUCCCGAAAGGCGUCCACAUUUCGCCAAGUAACGACGAAGAGAACAUGCGAGCACGGCUGGUGUGUCGUCGACGGUGCGCCGCGCGCGGCAUUGCCGACUGCAUCGCGGCCCCGCGGUCGGCCAGCACCUCCUCGACCGCAUGCUCCCCGGCUCCGCGGUUAGCCAAUGUGGAUGACUUUACGUCUUUUGAUGGGCAGGUGAGGAGUCUUGGCGAGUGUUAACGAUACGUACGUGCGCAUCGAGACGUAAUCGCGCGACGAAAGACCAGCCCUCGCCUUUUUCGAUAGCACCUUUGACGGCGGACGGCAUCGUCGACCGCCGACCUACGCGAAACAACGCGUAAUGUCGUCGCAAGGACUUCGCGAGUCGCGGAUACGCGACCAGGCGAUCAUGGCGGGCCAAGAAUCGUGAAAAACCUAGGCCGCGAACCUAGUCGCGAAUAUAUUCUUACGUAUGACAAUGCGAAGCUACACCCGCAUGAAUUCCCGCGGCUAUGUCAGGCGUGCGCAGUUCGUGGAAGACGAUCAUCUCGCAUGCUCGAUGAUGGGCAGGAUCCAUUUGACGCUGUGAACACUUCGAAGCGCCGUGCAGACCAAUUGUGAUCUUCCUUUGUGCGCUACACAACGUGUGUAGCUUUAAACGGAUCUUACCCGGCAAGAGAAGGUCACAUCAGAUCCGUUCCUUCAUUUCCUUGCAUUUCCGAUUCUCGUCCCAUUUGAGUAGUUUAAUAAAGAAAUGACAUUACAAUUAAGAAAUGAAAUAAAUUCAAUAAAAUAAAA